Molecule: messenger RNA, 3193 nt
Organism: Amoebophrya sp. A120
Lineage: Eukaryota; Dinophyceae; Syndiniales; Amoebophryaceae
Source: the annotation of a GenBank genome assembly
AAUUCGUAGUCGCAUGAUAAGUCCAGGCUGAAAAAACCAUAAAGACGUAUCUUCACAACUUAUAUUUCAUCGUUGAAUCUGUUUGGUCCCAAGAUGUUGGCGGCCUCCUCGUCCACGAGUUCUACAUGUCCAGCGGCUGCCGCAGCCCCCAGCCAAUCUUCUGCCGCUGCCGCAAAGCCUUCUCCCGAAGCGAUCAUCCAGCCGCACCAGCUUGACCCGCUUUGCGUCAAAAUUCGGGAGCAGACCCUCUGCGUAACGCGUACUGCGCUGGAGAAGGCACUGGGGUGGACACCAAAGAGUAGACAGUACGAGGAGCUGGUGAAAAACUUGGACGUAGAAAAGGCUGAGUCGGUCUGUGCUGACUUUUCUCCUGCAAGUACUUCUGGGGAAAAAGCAAAUCUUGAUACACAGCCUGCGGUGAUCUUUCUCCGUCCAGGGGAUACACUGUCCACCGUGCCGGACCUUUCCGCAGAGAAGCUCCACGACGAGCUGAGUCGCGAGCUUCGAGACGCCGCUAGAGAAAUCGGGCUGCUGGGCGAUGAGCAAGCAUCAACGCGCAACUCAACAAUGCUCGCAAGUGGAUCUGCAAAAGAUCAAACCGCAACAAGCAAAUCUUCCGUUACGGAGACCACGAUUUCCAGCACAACAGAGCCGCAUCAAGGCUUGCGAGCGAACGGGGCACCGCAGCGCGUGGAGCAGCAGUCGCAACCGGAUAGCAACAAGCACGAGGCGCAUGAGGACGAAUACGAGCAGGUUGCCGCCCCGCUUUUGGAGACAUCACGAAAAGCCUGCGAAUUUUCGGAACGGGUUGAGCAGUGCCAUGAGCGGAGACGGAAGGUCUUAGGCGGCAUCGUUGACGCCCGAGCAAAACUCGAGUCUUUGGAAACCAGCAUGACAGAACAGAUGCAUAGCAUUGUGCCAUGUCUCGUACACGACGUCGCGUCGAACAUCGUCUCAGACGCGGUCACCCGGGCAGGCGGGGUGGGAAUCAGUUUUCGCCUGAUGAAAAUGGGCGGACAGGAGAUAGCGAACGGAACAGCACUGUGUGUCGCGGCACCCGGGCGUCUACCACUGAAUUCACGAGCUCAGAAGCUACGGCUGACAGCUGAGUUCAUCAGUGUUUUUGAGACGCUGGAAGGCGUGAUGCGACAAUUUGCAACUACAACAGAGGCGGCGUUCAUGGUGGGUGUCGUCGAAAAACUGGAAAGGCAGCUUCAACUACCACCAAACAAUUUUGACAAGCGAGCCCGGUUUCGAGAGCCUGUGAGGCCUGCGUCGUUGGUGGACGGUGUCGCAUGGACCGGGGGAUUGUUGGACGCACAAAGCAUAGUGCGGCAUGAAUUUCUUUUUCCCGAGUCACCAUUUUUGCCUGAACUGCGCUUUUCCUCUCGUCACAGAGCAACAGUGAUAGUGCGGGAACGUGAGCAUGACGACCUCGAGUUUUCUAUACUAGAUGAAGAUAUUCCGAAGCUCCUUACAGCAGGGUCGCUGUGCCUGAGGGUGUGUCCGUAUCGUGGCUCGGUGCAGCGGUGCUUCAUUAUUUGCGACGCGGAGCGCAACCUUGUCAAAACGAGUCUCGUGGCGACGGAAGAGGACCCGUCGCGCGACAACGUCAUCGAUCUCAACGACGAGACCGAGUUCCCGUUUUUGGUCGACGACGUGCCGAUUCUGUUUUGCGCGGACACUGAUUCGUCGGCUUUGACUUUUCGGAGGAAAUACGAGGGCACCUACUGUGUGGUGAUAGAGCUGUAUCCACGAUGAAAAACGCUGGAUUACUCUGGAUACUAUACUAACUUGUAUAUCUGCCAUUGCAGAAGUUGCAGUGGAAUCACGCAGGCCACGCCGGACGAAUACUUUAGGCAUUUUUCUUGCAGUAUCUGCAUUAAUAAAAAAGCGUUUCUCUAGGUGGAUAAACUCAAGAUUGACCAUACAAGUUUCCGCGACGACCACCAUGACUGGGACUGGGACGAUGUCAAGCGGGCGGUUGUUGAACACGGCAUCCUGCAGUCUCAUUCACCUGCUGAAGAAGACGAUGAGAUCGAUCUCGAUGACGUCGAUGACAUCUAUCACAUUGUGCGUUUUACGCUGUUCGCAAAUAAUGAGGAAUUUGACGACACUGACAUGAAAACGAUGGACCUGGCUUUCAAAACCGCUGACGAAGCUAUCAAGUUCUACGACGAAUUGAAACUGGUGCACAAAAUCAUUCGUGAGUACUCCAAGACGACAGCGUAUGCAAGAAAAAAACUGUGCAAGUGUAAAUCUGUGAUGCAGAAAAUGCAAAACAGUUACACUUGUCAUGCUGGAAGUGCGUCAUAGGCUACUAUCAUACGCGUUUCCACGUACUAGCUGCGCAUGAGAGGUUUUCCGUGUGAUGCAAAACGAAUUUGUGAUGCUGCUCUUCCUACACCUACAAAGUUACACUUACACAGUUUUUUUCCUGGAUACGGCGUGGAAAGAUAUCGUCACGGGCAAAGACAACUGCGAAGGCCUCGAGUGGAAACACGUUUUUCCAGCUCCGGGGGUGUUCAAGCCAGAGAACGUGAAGUUUCUGGUCGAGGAACUGCAGGAGCCAGCUUCUCCCGACGUCAGCACGACCUCCGACGAACACGACAACUCACUGGAACAACAGGAAAUAAAGCAUUCAUCCUGUGGCGAGGCGACGAUGGCUAUCGACUGCAUAACGUCGCUCGACGCGGUUUCAGGAAGGCUUGUACGGGAGAGGCUGCUCCCCGACGAAGAAACUGCUGCCGUCGCAGGAGGGGACACUGCCAUCAGCACUUCUGCGGUUUCCAACACCGCAGUCGUUUCUGGCUCACAAGACGACGCCGGCAUCCUUCGUGCAGACCAGACCUGGCUCGACGUGGCAACGGCGGUCUUUGAAAAGCGGCGGCGAAAGAAGGAGCCUAUGAGGGAGCCGAUCGAGAUUAAGUGCGUUUUUCCGCAGUUAUAGACUGAUCUGGGGCGGAGGAUUCUGUUCUCGAGCACUGAUGAUGAAGACUGAGAAUAUCUCGUGAAGGAGCAAGAAAGUGGCACUAAUGCUGCUCGCAAGGAACGGAUCCGGGUGUUCUAGGCUUCUUUUGCGACUAUGAAUUCGCGUGGCAGUGGAGAUAAAAAGAUGAUUACAAGACAUUAUUACAUCAUUUUGCCAUCUUGAGAUGAGCUGCUCUGCAACUUCAACGACAAACAAAAGCAC